AUGAAGAGGAUUAUAAGUGAGAGCAAGCAGAGGUUAUCAAUCACUACGGACAUAUGGGUUGCACCAUAUACUGGAGCAAGUUAUAUGGUGGUAACCGCGCAUUUCAUUGAUGUGAAUUGGAAGAUGAAGAAGAUGAUCAUCGGAUUCAAGAAGUGGGGAAUAAAGAGAGUAUUCUGCAUCACGGUUGAUAAUGCAACGGCUAACAGCUCAGCUAUGCGGAAAUUCAAAGAGAAAUUUAAGCUAGUUGGUGAUGAUGCAAUGGUUCCUAAAGGAGAGUAUCUACAUUUGAGGUGUGCCACUCACAUUUUGAAUUUGAUAGUAAGGGAGGGACUGCAGGAGAUAUAUAGCAGUGUCAGUGCUAUACGGAAUGGUGUGCAUUAUGUGAGGUCUUCAACGAACAAAGUCAAGGCAUUUGACCUUCGGCUGGAAACAAGGAAGGUGACUAGAGGCAGUCUUCCUUUAGAUGUUAAGACCAGGUGGAACUCCACUUAUCUCAUGCUUGAUAAGGCUAUGAAGUUCAGAAUGGCAUUUGAGAAGAUCAAAGAUGAAGACAAACCUUAUAAUGACUACUUCGAGGAAACUGUGGAAGGGGUAAAGAGAGUUGGACCACCAACUUCAUCAGAUUGGGAAGCAGUCGACAGGUUAGUUCAGUUUCUGGUCAUAUUUUACAACUCCACAUUAGUUCUGUCUGCUUCUACUUCUGUGACUGCGCAUAAACUGUACAAUGAGAUUGUCACUAUCACCACCAACAUUAGUGAAAUUAGCACUACUCCAGGGCCUGAUUCGGAAUUGAUGAAGAAAGCAGAUCUUAUGAAUAAGAAGUUAGGAAAGUAUUGGAAUCCCUUUGGUGAAAAAGUUGAAAUGAACAAGCUUAUGAUAGUGGCACCAAUCUUUGAUCCAAGGAAGAAGAUGCGGUUUGCUGAGCUGUGCUUCGAAUCACUUUAUGGGAAAGGAAGUUCAGAGGCUAUCCAUCUCUAUGAUUUAGCCGAGCUUAUCCUGUAG
This is a messenger RNA of Eutrema salsugineum, 1002 nucleotides long. Its product is annotated as zinc finger BED domain-containing protein RICESLEEPER 2-like. Bases 1 to 1002 code for a protein of 333 amino acids. The transcript is spliced from 2 exons. The record is from RefSeq and is a predicted model, not a curated record. NCBI's taxonomy places the organism in Eukaryota, Viridiplantae, Streptophyta, Magnoliopsida, Brassicales, Brassicaceae. Gene Ontology annotation, molecular function: DNA binding.